UAAAAGUGUCUAAAACCCAUUCUGUAGUUACUUUUUGUUCAGUAGUUCCUUCUUUCAUAAAUUCCGUGUAUAUCGAUGACAUUGUGAUAUUCGGCCGGACUAACGAAUGCAGUGUAAUUGAUAAAACGUUUUCCAUUCAGUGUAAAUUGCCGCACGUUAAUAAUUCAAAGAACAGUUUCAUUGAAGUGUAUAAGGUGAUACAUCAACAGUCGUCAAUGAGAAGCGGGGCGCUAGCGGCAAUGGAGGCCGAGCCUGACCUCAGCACGUUCGAGAACAAGUCAGGGCUGGCUGAGGACAUGAAGUUCCUCGCCUCCAUGCCCGAGCUUUGUGACGUCACAUUCCUUGUGGGCGAUACUAGAGAGCCGGUGUGCGCUGUGAAAGCUGUGCUCGCAGCUAGAAGCAGGGUAUUCCAAAAGAUGCUCUACCAAGCUCCAAGUCCUCAAAGGAAGAAGGAACCAGCACCAAGGGAGAACAAACUACGGCUAUUCCUAAAAAGAUCUUCGGAACCGCUGUUGAACCUUCAGAAUGCUGCCCAACAGCCAUCUUCACAGCAGCAUCAGACAUUGAUCAUUGAAGAAUUUGAACCAGAUGUGUUUCGUCAGCUAAUUGAGUACAUUCAUACUGGAUGUGUGACUCUCCAGCCUAGGACACUACUCGGAGUAAUGAACGCAGCCGACUACUACGGUCUGGACGAGCUCCGCCGCGCGUGCGCCGGUUUCGUGCAGUGCUGCAUCACCGUCGACACUGUCUGUGCGCUGCUUGCGUCAGCUGAGCGAUACAUCCAGUAUAAGUGUACUAAGUCGUUGGUGCAGAAGGUGUUGGAGUUUGUAGACGAACAUGGCAAUGAGGUGCUCAACCUUGGAUCAUUCACGCUGCUGCCUCAGCAUGUCGUCAGGUUAAUACUGGCCAGGGAUGAGUUGAGAGCUGAUGAGUUCACGAAGUUUCAGGCCGCUCUCAUGUGGAGCAAGAAGUACUGCGAUACCAACCAAAACAUGAAUUUGAAGGAAGUGAUCGGGAACUUUCUCGAAUACAUCCAGUUCCACAAGAUCCCGGCUAACGUGCUGAUGAGGGAAGUGCACCCUCUUGGCCUGGUACCAUACUCCAUCAUAAUGAACGCGCUGGCGUACCAGGCAGACCCGGCCAGCGUAGAUCCAGGCAAACUCUCCCCAGCGCGAGUCCGACGCGCUGGCCGCUCCAUGUCCGUGCAGUCUUCGCUCGACCCCUACGGGUCCAACACCACCCUCUCCUCCACCGGCUCGAGCGAUGUUCCGUCGUCAGACUCUCGGCACAACUAACGC
This is a messenger RNA of Helicoverpa armigera (cotton bollworm), 1298 nucleotides long. RefSeq names its product serine-enriched protein (gene gprs). The record is from RefSeq and is a predicted model, not a curated record. The transcript has 8 exons. Gene Ontology annotation, molecular function: protein binding. Lineage: Eukaryota; Metazoa; Arthropoda; Insecta; Lepidoptera; Noctuidae. The coding region runs from base 216 to 1295 and encodes 359 amino acids.